Messenger RNA from Pyrus x bretschneideri (Chinese white pear), 1454 nucleotides. RefSeq lists its product as uncharacterized. The record is from RefSeq and is a predicted model, not a curated record. NCBI's taxonomy places the organism in Eukaryota, Viridiplantae, Streptophyta, Magnoliopsida, Rosales, Rosaceae. The transcript has 3 exons. Bases 179 to 1192 code for a protein of 337 amino acids.
AGCUUCCCAGUUUGUAGCAAAGGUUAGAGAGUUUUCGUCGAGAUUUCUUCGAGAAAUCUGAGGUUUUAGGGUUCGAAGAACUUUUUGUUAAGGCUUUAAGAAAUUUGGAAUCGUUUUGUUAGAUCUUGGUGCGAAGGCUUCUUUGCUGUUAACUUUAUUCGAGAAUUUGUAAUUGUAGAUGGACAUAAGCUUUCCUCGUGGGAAAUCGGUGUUGCGAAAUGUAGACAGUUUGCAAGGUUUGCAGCCCUCUGUGAACCAAGAGCAAAUUCGUACUAGUUUGCUUGAAGAUUAUUCGGUAAGCGGUCUUGUAAGUGCUGUUGGCGAGUCCUUGAAUAUCAGCGUUGGAGAAGACUCGAUUGAUGUUAAAGAUGUUGGAAAAGAGUCGACUGAUGUCAAAGAUGUUGGAAAAGAGUCGAGUAUCGAUGUUAAAGGUGUUGGAAGAGAGUCGAUUGAUGUCAAACAUGUUGGAAAAGAGUCGAUUGAUGUCAAACGUAUUGGAAAAGAGUCGAUUGAUGUCAAACAUGUUGGAGAAGUGGAACUUGCUUCAGAUGGGUAUAAUACUGUCGGUGUGGAGAAGAGAAACACACAUGAAGAUCCUGAUGCACAGCAGGGAAAAGUCACUCGAAAAUGCUUGAACAAGUGUGCAACCUUUCCUAAUCCUACUGGUGUGCUCUCUCCUAUUGCCUCUGCAAGCAUAGUAAAGGAGGGACCUAAAGAAGCACUAUGCGGGGAUGAACACCAUCACCAAGCCUGCUUGCGCUCGGUGUCUUUGCCUGCUCCUUCGAAGCUACUUUCUGCUCUGAAAGGUAGCCGGGAGAAAGAGGGCUUAUCACCCGGGAAACUUUCUGUCACUUGGGCUCCUGAUGUGUACGAUCCGCCUGCUACAUCAAUGUCGCACACAGUUACAGGCAAGAAACAGCAGAAGUCAAAGAACAAGAAGAAUUGGAGGAAAGAUGGAAAGAAGGGGCAAAAGAGCAGCUCUUCACGAGGAAAAGAUAAGAAGCAAUAUCGCAAAUCUGGGGCUUCUGAGAGGUGUCACAGAUCUCUGGAUCCCCGUGAAACAUUGGUCGACACAAACAAUGGUUUUGGUGAGCUUGUGGUGGGCAGCCCAGACCAGCAUUCUUAUUGUGGGAGCUCCUUCUUGAAAAAUUCGCUCACUAACGUGCAUUACCCAGUUGCAGAAGCAUUGUAAGCAAACGUAAUAUCACAUCCUACGCUGUGUGCAUAAAUAAGUCACUCGAGACAAUGUUAUGUUUAUGAGUGUUUGAGAAAACUUGGAACAAUGUGCUACUCUAUUUGCACCCAGUGUGGUUAUUUCUUUAUAUAUUGUAUUGUUGCUAUGCUUCUUUCAGAGCAGCGUUUUGUAAUUAGUAUUGCCGUGUUUGUGGCACGCAUUUCUACUGUGAACCGGCUUUUCGCUCGCAGAAUGCUAUCGUAUUUGGUUGGCCCGAUUA